UUUUCUUCGAGCGACAGCACAACACCGACAUCCCUCACGCGUCCUCUUCCAAGGCAUCAAAUGUGCAGAAUCCGACAAUCGACACUUGAGCCACGUGCUUGAAUCAUGCCCGGCCUCCUUAUCCAGAUCUCCUGGCUUCUUUUCCCCCCGAAUCGAGCACUGGAACCUGCAGAUCCCUCCAGAUUCCUUUUCGAGUCUAAGUGAUGACUAACGAGAGAUCAGAUUGCUUUGAAACCGCGACUGCCCACCAGCCACUUGUUGCAGUGGUACGGAGUACGGAGUACUCGUGUGGUAUAUGCACCGAGGCGGAUAUCAUGCCACACUACGGACUGUCCCUCGGCCCACCAGGCUAUCAGGUUCGGGGUAAAUUAGUGGUCGCCCGUGUUGGAAAAAUGACAUAGCCGUGCCCGAAGAGGCAAGAGGUCCUCCAACAACGAACCAAGACACCCACUUGUGGCAUAUGGCAUAUGAAGAGCAAUGUUCCCGUUACAAGGCUGAAAGAGAUGGUCUUCAAAGGAGACGAUCCCCGCAAGUAAGAGACGAUUGCCUCGGUCGGUUGUUGUAAGGGAAGAUGCAUUUGUCAGACUAGGUCUCUGUACUUAUACGCUCGAAGGGCGCUGUCAGCGUCGCUUUCCCCGCAUAUGCAGUAUUAGAUUGCGAUAGAGCCCUUUCUUGAUAUCUGAUUGCCUUCCACUUCUUGAGCAAACCAUAUUGAGAUCUGGUUACCUCAAGAGUGUUUGGAUCCAUCCUAGCGGACCAUGGCUUAUACUCACCAAGAUUCGCCCGCUGAUGCCGUUGAUCCCACGACACUGGCUCCACUUCCACUGCCUGCCGGAAUCAGAUCUCGCUAUGUCGAUACUUCUCCUCACAGCCUCGUCUUCCACAUUCUCGAAUCCCUCCCAACGAACCUACCACCUUCUGGUCCCAAGCCGAAGCUGAUCCUCUUGAUCCAUGGCUUUCCCGAGCUCGCCUACUCGUGGCGCAAAAUUCUCCCCUUGCUCUCCGCGCAAGGCUACCAUGCUGUCGCCUUCGACCAGCGGGGAUAUGGGCGGACUUUCUCUCGCAAGCCACUCGAUGCGUCUUCGUUCCGGCCCCUCAACCUAGUCAAAGACACGGUCACGCUGGUGAAUGCUCUUGGCUACACCUCCGUCUCUUGUGUUGUAGGGCACGACUUUGGAGCUGUUACCGCAAGCGUCUGCGCCCUCGCGCGACCGGACAUGUUCCAGUGCCUGGUGAUGAUGUCCCAUCCCACCAAGGGCCCUCCCCACUCUCCUCUUUCCACCUCUCCGUCCUACGGCGCCGCCUCCCAACCCCCUCCGCCUCCGGUCGACAUGGAAAAGGCGCUCUCCCAACUUCCCCGCCCCAGGAAACAUUACAAGUGGUACUACUGCACCCCACCCUCGAACAACGAAAUGACCAUCCCCACGGGCCCGCCCCUGCACACGUUUCUUCGAGGCUACUUCCACCUCAAGUCGGCAGACUGGGACGUUAACGAUCCGCACAAGCUGGACGGAUGGGUCGCGACGGAGCUGGAAAAGAUGCCGCGGUACUAUAUCAUGGACCUGGACGACAACAUGCGCCAGGCCGUCGCGCGAGACAUGGCCAAUGAAGACCCGCAAGUCGUCGCCGAGCGUGCUGCCCGCUGGCUCCCGGACGACGAACUAGCCGUCUACGUCCAAGAAUGGGGCCGCACUUCCUUCCAGGGCGGUCUGAACUGGUACCGUGUCCAGACGCAACCUGAAAUCGCUGCGGAUAUGCAGGCGUGGUCCGGCGCAAAGAUUUCCGUCCCGACCGUGUUCGUGAGCGGCAGGAAAGAUUGGGGCACCUUCCAGGAGCCCGGCGCCGUAGAAGCAAUGGAGACUGGUCAAAGCGUAAGUCGACCGAUGUACAGGGGAACUGUCCUUGUCGAUGGAGCUGGGCACUGGGUGAAUCAAGAGCAACCAGAAAGGUGUGUUCAGGAGAUUUUGCCUUUGAUCAUAGGAGGUGCAUGACCAGUGACAGUAGUACCAGUGAGAACCCUUGGGUGACGAUUACUGCAUGCAUGUUCAACCAUAGCACAUAUGAUCUGUGUUUCGUAGAGAGCUCGAGCUUGAAACUUG
Cladophialophora immunda is the source of this 2099-nucleotide messenger RNA. RefSeq lists its product as uncharacterized. Gene Ontology annotation, molecular function: hydrolase activity. The record is from RefSeq and is a predicted model, not a curated record. The transcript has a single exon. Lineage: Eukaryota; Fungi; Ascomycota; Eurotiomycetes; Chaetothyriales; Herpotrichiellaceae. Bases 759 to 1991 code for a protein of 410 amino acids.